AUGAAUGCCUUACAGAACAGCCCACGCUUUUGCAUCAUAUUGGACCAUUGGACAGAUGGGUCUACUGGGUGUACAUACUUUAUGGAGCUGAUUGAGAUUGAAGGGUGCGAUGAGCAGUUCAACACAUACAAAAUUCUCUCAAAUCCCGCCAUUCAAAACCGCUUAGGUUCCACCAUCUGUUCUGUUAUCGAGUGGAGCAUACGCGAGCUUAUGCUCACUAGUGAACUCACAAAAGCUAAAGUCGAAGCCAAUCAGUCAGAAGCAAUCAAUAGUGAUUCCACUAAGCGACUGGUUACUGACUCUAAGGCUACAGUUCUCUUAGCCGAGUCCUCUCUAGAAGCCAACAUUGAUGCUUCUGGGUUUGUUGCUACACCUAAAGCUACACCAGAACUGAAUGAAGCAGCUGAUGGUGAUAAGCCCCUAGGAGUUCAUCAAACUGAUGAUGCAGACAUGCUUGCUCUGUCAUCAGGCUCAGAAGGCAAUUGCAACUCUGGUAUCAUUGAAGAAGAUGAUAGUUCUGAUAAAUAA
This is a messenger RNA of Phanerochaete carnosa HHB-10118-sp, 528 nucleotides long. RefSeq lists its product as uncharacterized. NCBI's taxonomy places the organism in Eukaryota, Fungi, Basidiomycota, Agaricomycetes, Polyporales, Phanerochaetaceae. The transcript has 3 exons. The record is from RefSeq and is a predicted model, not a curated record. The coding region runs from base 1 to 528 and encodes 175 amino acids.